AUGUCGACUUCGAGCAACUGGGCCUCGACGCCUCCUAUUCCGAGCAACAAGCGACCCAUCGUCUUGUCGGGUCCUUCCGGAGUUGGGAAAAGCACACUGCUCAAGAAGCUCUUUGCAGAGUACCCCAACGACUUUGGCUUUUCCGUCUCGCACACCACAAGGGACCCACGACCAGGUGAGGUGCGCGGUCAAUCGUACCACUACGUCUCGCAGCAAGAGUUCGAAGACCUCGUUCAGCAGGGUGCCUUUCUCGAACACGCCAAGUUUGGCGGCAACCGCUACGGCACCACAGCCAAAGCGGUCGCCGACGUCUCGACCGAAGGCGUGAAAGGCGCAGAUGGUAGCACCAACGCUCGCCGCGCCGUGCUCGACAUCGACGCGCAGGGAGUUAAGCUCAUCAAAGCAAACCACCCCUCGCUCAACCCCAUCUACAUCUUCAUCUCGCCACCUUCCUUUUCGACGCUCAAGCAGAGGUUGAUAGGCCGAGGGACCGAGACGCCUGAAUCGGUGCACAAGAGGCUGACCAUGGCCGCAAGCGAGAUGGAGUAUGCCAGGGAGAAGGGUGCCCACGACUGGAUCAUUGUCAAUGACGAUCUGGACAAGGCGUACACGUUGUUGAAGAAGGCCAUCAACGAGACGCUGCAGAAGGGAGAGGACGACACGAUGCCUGCAAAGGACGAGGACGAGCUGGAAUGGGAAAAGCAGCUCCAACAGUAG
Molecule: messenger RNA, 717 nt
Organism: Sporisorium graminicola
Lineage: Eukaryota; Fungi; Basidiomycota; Ustilaginomycetes; Ustilaginales; Ustilaginaceae
Exons: 2
Coding region: 1-717 (238 amino acids)
Biological process (GO): purine nucleotide metabolic process
Cellular component (GO): cytosol
Molecular function (GO): GMP kinase activity
Source: RefSeq, a predicted model, not a curated record